Molecule: messenger RNA, 1815 nt
Organism: Mizuhopecten yessoensis (Yesso scallop)
Lineage: Eukaryota; Metazoa; Mollusca; Bivalvia; Pectinida; Pectinidae
Product: pancreas transcription factor 1 subunit alpha-like
Exons: 1
Coding region: 362-1066 (234 amino acids)
Biological process (GO): regulation of transcription by RNA polymerase II; developmental process
Molecular function (GO): RNA polymerase II transcription regulatory region sequence-specific DNA binding; DNA-binding transcription factor activity, RNA polymerase II-specific; protein dimerization activity
Source: RefSeq, a predicted model, not a curated record
UUAUAGGGCAGAACGACGGAGCAGACGACACAUAAAUAUAUAGAGGUGCCUCGCGAAUGUCUCGUGAGUGUCUCGAGCUUUGCACGUAACGGCUUUAAUUCUACACACACCUGUGUGGACUCAGAAGUUUACCUGUAAUUUCGACAAUUCGCAGGUACAAGUUCCUACCGUUAAACCAGCGGCUUGAAGUUUCACUUCUCUAAAAAUAAUUAACCAGAAAACCUGUUGCUGACGCUGAACUGACUUCUUUUUCAAUCAAAGUCGGAUUGCUGGUUUUAACGAUGAAUUGAAACAUCAAUACGGAGUAGAGGGACAUCAUUUUAAGAAAGUGUUAUAGAACUUUGUCGGAGCGGGCUGAAUAAUGAUGGAGGUACAAUCUCAACACCAGGACCAUUGCGAAUUGCAGCCCUACGACACAGCCAAUAUCUCCCCUUAUGGCAUGACGUCAUCGUCGUCGACGUCGUCGUCUCCAGGUUCGAUCAUCUCGAGCGGCAUGUACCCGGAGUACACGGACUGGGGCCACGUCCCACAGCCAGAGCUCCACCAAUAUGUGCCCUACCCUCAGAUUCCCCAGACGGACAUCGUGGCCCCAGGGUCAUUCUGGCAGGGGGACAUGCACACCGGACUACCAUCAAAUUUUUCUUACACCACGAUGGAGCGAGUACCCAGCUACGAGUACAAUACUGGACUGAUGAACCCCGGGCCUGCUCCAAUAGUAACCGGAACCGGAACAAACGAUACAAGUUCCCACACGACAAAAUCUGGCAAGUCAAAGCGGAAACGAGUGCAAAGUGUUCCACAGCGUAGAGCUGCAAACAUCCGGGAAAGACGGCGCAUGUUCCACCUCAACGAGGCUUUCGACAGUCUCCGAAAGCGUCUGCCGGCUUUUAACUACGAGAAACGAUUAUCACGAAUCGAAACCCUUCGCCUUGCCAUGACGUAUAUAGGGUUCAUGCACGACAUCUCAGAGGGCGAGGACCCAAAGGACGUGAAACUCCAGGCCUUUAAGUCUGACAGUGAUAUUUUUGGACAACUUCGAGAGGAUGAGGAAAAUCUGUCGACGUAGCUAUAAACUGUUAAAGGUGACCCAGUGACGAUUUUAAGGACGUGACGUUCGUAUAUACCGAAAGACUAGUCAAUAUGUUUACGACCGCUACAGUGACAGUGUAUUUCAAGAGGUAUUUGAUCAUUAUUGUCCAUAAGCUACCAGUUUUUUUCUCUCAACGUAAUUUAAAGAUGCCAUACUACCAUUGAUGUUACUCAUUGCAUGUGGUCAUUCUAUUACAAGUCAGUCCUACGUACAGUUGGAAUAAGUGUUGUAAAAUAAUAACAGAAUUCUGUUAUAAAUUGGUGCAAAAUUUAUCGAAAAUCCACUAUUUUUAUAACAAUAAUUUUCAUUUUUCCUGAAAUCCUACAAUAGUUGAUUAUUUUUUCCGUCAAAACAUAAUUAGAUUUUCUUUACUAAUGCAGGAAGUGCAAGUUCAUCGUAAAGGUGAACACGUGUUAUGUUGGAAUGGUCGUCCGUUUUAAUGGACAUCAUCUUAAAUCCUAUACAUUUUUAUAUACAAAUCCACUAAGUGUUCAACUGGAGUGCAAUUUGAAUUUAAGCAUUUUUAUGAAUUCCUGAAGUCAUUAUUUUUAUGUACAUUUUAUGUGUUCAAUGGCUUUUUCACCAAAAGUGCGCUUUAUCUUUAUGCAAAAUGACAUAAUUAAUCUUGUCAAAUGUUGACUUUGAUGUCUAAUUUAACGUAUUUUAUUGUAUAUAAUAAGUGUGUUUUUUUUGUCUUUUUGUGACAAAACAGAAAACAUAUUAUC